CACAGUUCCGCGCUUAUCAUCACAGUCACGUGAAGCCAAUCGGGAAGUGAAACAUGGCGUCAGUGUUCGGCGGCGUAGAAGGUGGCGGUACCCACUCCAAGGCAGUGUUGGUGGCAGGAGAUGGGACCAUCUUGGCAGAGACAGAGGGACCCUCCACCAACCACUGGUUGGUCGGGGUGGACACUUGUAUCCAAACCAUCAAUGAAAUGAUCCAGAGAGCCAAGAUGGAGGCAGGGCUGGAUCCAAACACGCCACUGCGCUCACUGGGCAUGUCUCUGAGCGGGGGAGACCAGAAGGAUGCCAUCGAUAAACUCAUCGCUCACAUGAAAGACCGCUUCCCAAGCCUAAGCCAACAUUAUCUCAUCGCAAAUGAUGCUAUUGGUGCCAUGGCAACUGCUACUGAUCGCGGAGGCAUGGUCUUGAUAUCGGGUACUGGCUCCAACUGCAAGUUGAUUAAUCCGGACGGAUCCCAGGUUGGCUGUGGUGGCUGGGGUCACAUGAUGGGGGAUGAAGGAUCUGCAUUCUGGAUUUCUCAUUUGGCUGUAAAGACGGUGUUUGAUGCCCAAGACAAGCUGGCCGUUCCGCCUCAUGACGUUACAUACGUGAAAAAAGCCAUGCAGGAGUAUUUCCAGGUGUCUAAUCUAAUGGCCAUGCUGCCGUAUCUCUACACGAACUUCCAGAAGCCCCAUUUUGCUGGUUUCUGCAAGAAGCUAGCUGAAGGUGCAGAAGCCGGGGAUGCUCUCUGUCGACAUGUCUUCACCCAAGCUGGGAGAAUGCUCGCCAAACACGUGCAGGCGGUCUUACCUGCUGCACAGGAGCCUCUACUAACCGGUGACCUCGGCGUACCCAUUCUGUGCGUUGGCUCAGUGUGGAAGAGCUGGGAGCUUUUAAAACCAGGUUUCAUCGAGGUCUUGGACAAGGUGGCAUCAUCAGAUGAAUUCAAGGGCCGUUUCCGUGGCUACAGCCUCAUGAUGUUGCAACAGUCUUCAGCUCUCGGGGGUGCAUGUCUUGGAGCUCAGAGUUUGGGUGACGUCUUAAAAAUGGAUUACGCAGCCAACGCUGCCGUCUUCUACCAUCACUCCUUCAGUAGCAAGCAGAAGGAUUUGGGAAUCACCAGUUAAAACCACAGCUUGUUUACCUGCAGGUUUUGAUUAUGGUUUUUGUCAAUGAAGAUCUUUGCCUAUUUGAAUUUUAAAUGUCAUAAGUAUGAGAUGCCCAUUACGCAUUGUAGUUGUCAACAUUCCCAUUUGAAUAUAUGGAAAAUUCUCGAGGCAAGGCAUACUUGCAAGACUUGAGCAUCACCCACGUGGUACCUGCAGUGAUGAGGUGCAGGUUGCACUGUGCAACCAGCCAUGUUUUACUAGCACGGUCCUUCCUUUAUGCUGAGUUGUAUUAUGCUGAUGUUUACAGUGUUGCUGAGGCAGAGCGGACGACAGCAGCACCAGAGAGGAUUUUAUUUUCUUGGAAGUUAAUACCGAAAUGGGAGGAUGCCAAGAAAGGAGAGCUAAAUAUGGGAGUUUCCCAGGAAAAACGGGAGAAUCAUCAGGUAUGAUCUUGGUUGUAAGCUCUGUGAAUAGUGAGGUUCUACUGUACUGUACUGGUUGUCGUGCAGGUUAAAAAUGACCGAUUCUGGAUAAUGUGAUCUUUUGAGUGUUCUGAAAAUUGUACACUUUGAAAGAAUAUAUUUUUCCAUACUAAAUACAUACUUCAAAUGCAAAGUACUUGGGUAAAAAACGCCACAACAUUUGUCUUUAGCAUCUUUAUUCAUCUUUUUUCAUGACUUUUGUUGAUAAUGCAUACUCUGUGUCUUCUGGAUCACUUUCUUACUGCUUCUGCCAUUUAACUCAAAACAAUCACCAAAACUGAUUUGACGUUGCACAUCCACCUGGCGGACAAUCCAUUAGUUUCACUGGGGGGGUGGGCCACACAAGUAAGUUUUGCUUUGAGACACACGCAAAUUAAGAUUAGAUUUUACUUUUCUCCUAAAGUGCUCAAAUGUGAUAUUCCAUAAGUAAAAGUUAACGGAUUGGACUUUCUCACAUGUAUGUUCACUUAGCCAACUUUUUCUUACAACCCAAGCGAAACAGAAAAUGACAGUGGCUCCAGAGAACUUCCUCAUACACAUAGACCAUCAGUCCGCUGUGUAAUGCUCUUAAACCAGGCGGACACUAGCCAUGCAUCAAUAUGGCCCCCCCCAUACACAUCUCUCUACAUUUACAGGCCGCUGAACCCAGUAGACACAGAAUGCCUCCAUCCUCGGAACAUGAAGCAAACACAAAGAAAACAAGAGGAGAGGCUACUGUAUUUCAAAACCUGAUAACGGAUGCUCGUUGCGAUGCUGGACAAUUUGGCAAUGGCUGUGUUCCACACCAAACGCUGGAUUUCCAUGUAAUUGGCAAUCUUUUGAGUUGAUCUGUCGAGAGAAGCGUGAACUAUUUGGUUUGGAAUUGAGCUAUUGCAGUAUACGGACAUCCUACAUCCUGCGGAUGCAGAGUACCUGUGAUGAUAUCACGGGUUUGAACGGAUCGGACUGUGAGAGCUACACAGAGCAGCAUGACAUCCACCACUUCCCCCGGAAGUAGAAGUCACUCUGGAACCUUGUUGGUAUGGAAAGCCUUCUAGUUUCAUUUAACGGAUUAUUUUUUUUCCCCAAUUUUAUGGAGCACAAAAUGCAUGCAUCGAUUCUCAAAUGUAUUACUUUUUUUGGGGGGGUGCAUUUGCUUAAGUGUGGUAUCACUCCAUGGUAGCUGCCUUGGUUCCUGGGGGGGAUGGUUGCUGGGCGUCUGCAUGCUCUGUGCAGCUUUGACAUGUGGCCUGAAAUGAUGCGCUUAGCGCUCACUGUAGGACCGGACUGGUGUUAGACCCCUCCCCCACCCCGUUCCCAAAUGUCCCUCAGUUUACAAGAAACAAACAGGAAAUAAAAAGAAAAAAAAACAGAAAAACAAAUCCCCCCACCCCCCAACUGGGCCUGCCCACACAAUGGUACUGCAAGUGUGUGUGUGUGUGUGUGUAUCAGUGUGUGCACUCGUGGCCGCCAGAGUCUCUGAGAAAAGGUGAGGACUGGUUGUGUGUGUGUGUGUGUGUGUGUGUGUGUAGGCGCCAUGGGGGUGAGGGGGACUCCUAGUAUUUCUUCCCCGGGACAAACUCCUUCGCUUCAGGAUUCAAAACGCUCUUCCUCUGCAGGAACACACAAAAGGAAAAACAUUCUUUUCUGGGAUGGACUCCAGGUGUACUACAUGCAUGUUUCCCCCCCCCUUCCCCUUAAACUCACCGCCACUUCCUCCAGGUUGCUGUUGUGUUCGCUGACAGACAGGCCGUUGAGCUGCUGCUGCAGUUGCUCCACCCCCUGGUUGUUGAGGUCACGCGACGGGAUGAACCAGUGCUGGUCCUCCUCUUCCAGCAUUUCCUGGAAGCAGCGCUCCAGGAACUCCUGCUCCAACAGCUCCUCCUCCACCUGAAGAAGAGGAGACGACACGACGAUGAAGCACAUCAAAGGCAGACAGGUGUGUAUUCAUUGCGCCGCGCAUGCUAGCACAAACCUGUCUGUUAUACUCCUCCUCGUUCUCCAUCCACAUGUAUUCGGCAAAGGGGUUGGCGUCGUUGGCAUCGCCCGCAUGCCCAUUAGCCACUGGCUCCUUGCCCUCUUUCCCUGGAGCGCCACCUCCUGGUGUCUUGGCCACCUCAGGACCACUCAUCUCAGCCGGUUC
Doryrhamphus excisus (bluestripe pipefish) is the source of this 3707-nucleotide messenger RNA. It is a transcript of the gene nagk, whose product is annotated as N-acetylglucosamine kinase. Gene Ontology annotation, molecular function: N-acetylglucosamine kinase activity. The record is from RefSeq and is a predicted model, not a curated record. Lineage: Eukaryota; Metazoa; Chordata; Actinopteri; Syngnathiformes; Syngnathidae.